Messenger RNA from Xiphophorus couchianus (Monterrey platyfish), 11300 nucleotides. It is a transcript of the gene eps15l1a, whose product is annotated as epidermal growth factor receptor pathway substrate 15-like 1a. NCBI's taxonomy places the organism in Eukaryota, Metazoa, Chordata, Actinopteri, Cyprinodontiformes, Poeciliidae. The record is from RefSeq and is a predicted model, not a curated record. The transcript is spliced from 26 exons. Gene Ontology annotation, molecular function: calcium ion binding; cadherin binding. Gene Ontology annotation, cellular component: cytoplasm; plasma membrane; clathrin coat of coated pit. The coding region runs from base 73 to 2844 and encodes 923 amino acids. Gene Ontology annotation, biological process: endosomal transport; endocytosis.
ACUGGUGGUUCCAGUAGGAGGCGUGUCACUGGGCUUCAGAGGGGAGAGCGGUUCACAGCAGUAGCAGGGAAGAUGGCAACUCUCGCAUCUCUCACCCAGGUGGUGAGUGGGAAUCCUGUUUAUGAGAACUUCUACAGACAGGUGGAUCCUGAAAACACUGGCAGAGUAGGACCAACAGAAGCAGCGCUGUUUCUCAAAAAGUCUGGACUACCUGACAGUACAUUGGGGAAGAUUUGGGAUUUGGCUGAUCCUGAAGGAAAAGGCUAUUUGGACAAACAGGGAUUUUAUGUUGCUCUCCGUUUGGUGGCCUGUGCGCAGAGUGGUCAGGAAGUCAGUGUUUCUAACAUCAACCAAACAGUCCCUCCUCCACAGUUUAAGGAUACCAGCAGUCCCUCUUUGAGCAGCACAUCCUCUUUGUCUUGUGAAUUGCUGUGGGCUGUUAAGCCUGAGGAGAAGAAUAAAUUUGAUGGGAUUUUUGAAAGUCUUGUCCCCAUCAAUGGCCUUCUGUCAGGAGACAAGGUCAGACCAGUCCUCAUCAAUUCCAAGCUACCUCUAGAUGUCCUUGGCAAGGUUUGGGAUUUGAGUGACAUUGAUAAAGACGGCCAUCUGGACAAGGACGAAUUUGCAGUGGCCAUGCACCUUGUGUAUCGGGCCUUAGAGAAGGAGGCGAUUCCCGCGCUCCUUCCCUCUGCCCUCAUCCCUCCAUCAAAGAGGAAGAAGAGCCUCUGCUCAGUGCAAGGUCCUGUUCCUGGACUACCAGCCAGCCCCCCACCACUAAAAGACUCACUACAUUCCACACCCUCCCAUGGCAGCAUGACAUCACUCAACAGCACCGGCAGCCUGUCACCUAAACACACUCUCAAGUCAGGACUGCAUUCACUGAAUUGGGUGGUGCCAUUGUCAGAACGUGGUCGCUAUGAUGACAUCUUUCUGAAGACGGACGCAGAUCUGGAUGGCUUUGUCAGUGGACAGGAAGUAAAGGAUAUCUUCAUUCAAUCUGGACUUUCUCAGAACAUCCUUGCACAUAUAUGGUCUUUGGCAGAUACAAGACAGAUAGGCAAACUGAACAGGGAGCAGUUUGCCCUUGCGAUGCACCUCAUCCAUCAGAAAGUAGGGAAGGGUAUUGACCCACCCCAAGUCCUCACUGUUGACAUGAUACCUCCGUCAGAGAGAGGAACUCCCAUACCUACAAUGUCCGGAUAUAUGACUCCAGUAGGAUCAGAGAUGGUUGCUCUGUCAGAAAUGAGAAGGGACAGCUCUAGUUCAGUGGGUUCAGGGGAGUUCAGUGGCAUCAAGGAGCUUGAUGAUAUUAGUCAGGAGAUAGCCCAGUUGCACAGGGAGAAGUACACUCUGGAUCAGGAUAUUAGGGAGAUGGAAGAAGCUAUCAGACAAAAGAGUGCUGAGGUGCAGGAGAUGCAGAAUGACAUGGACAGAGAGACAACCAAUCUGCAGGAACUGGAGGCGCAGAAGCAAGAUGCUCAGGACCGUUUGGAGGAGAUGGAACAGCAAGAGCAUAAAUUGGAAGAUAUGUUGAAUGAAGUACGCCAGAAGUGCAAGGAAGAAUCUCAAUUGAUCUCAACUCUUCAGAGGCAGAUCCAUUCCCAGGAGUCAGAUUUGCAAAACCAGGAGGAAGAACUUAGCCGAGCAAAGGCUGAUUUGGACCAUCUACACCAGGAGGAGAGACAGCUGGAACAGAGCCUGGCUGCUGGCAAGAUUCAACUGGAAACCAUCAUCAUUUCUCUGAAGUUGACUCAGGAUGAAAUCAACCAAGCUCGCGGCAAGUUAUCCCAGAUUCAAGACUGUCAGCAGGAGAUGUCUAAAGGAAUUGAGCAGUACAGCAGCACCUUAAAUGGUACCAAUGGAGGCAGUAUGACAAACCUGGCCGACAUGAGCGAAGGCUUCAAUGACAAAGAGAGUGGAGGCUUUUCAGCUGCAGGGAAGGGUAGACAGGAAGAUAUAUUCAAAGUUAAGCCAUCAGUGUUCUACAAUCGGCCUCAAGACCUUCAGUCGGACCUUUUCAACUCUGAAGACCCAUUUAAAACAGACCCAUUCAAAGGUGACCCAUUUGAAAGUGACCCAUUUGGAAAGGCAUCAUCUACAUCUACAGAUCCCUUUGAAGGAGAUCCUUUUAAAGAAUCGGAUCCAUUCAAGGCUUCAUCUGAAGAUUUUUUUAAGAAGACUACAAAGAUGGAUCAUUUUUCCACAACAGAUCCUUUUUGUAAAAGUGCUACUUUACCCUCCAAGCAAACGAGUCACUUUGCAGGAGGUGACCCAUUUUCUACAAACCACCAGAAACCCAGAGGAUCAGAUCUGUUCUCCACACUGGAUCCCUUUGGGAGUAGUACGUUCAACAGUGCCACAAACAGCUGCACUGACUUUGCAGACUUCAGCCACAUGUCAAAAGCCAGAGACCCCUUUGAAGGAAGGGCCAACUGGCUUCCAGAUUAUCAGAAGCCAGUAUUUGUAGAUGACCCUUUCACCAGGAAAACAGACAUGCCAGCUCUGCCACCUAAAAGAAGUAUACCGCCAAGGCCCAAACCACCCAGCGGUACAACAACACCAGUAAGCUUGAUUGCCACAGCAGAUCCUUCCAAACCAUGUGACCCUUUCCAGGCUUUUGGUGCUGAUGUCAUAGACCAUUUUCAGGCUAAAAAAGGUCUAGGUGACCCAUUCAGUGGAAAAGAUCCCUUCAUCCCAUCAUCAGCAUCAAGUAAUGCUCCUAAAGAAUCUACCUCCGGUUUUACAGAUGUCAGUUCCGACCUGAUAAAGUCAAGUUUGGUAACGAAGCUCAGCAACUUGAAUGGGCCAAGCGAGAGAGUGAGCGGGCAGAGCGAGAUCGACUGAAAAGGCUCAGGCAACAGGAACAGGAGGACCUGGAGCUGGCCAUUGCCCUUAGCAAGGCAGAGAUGUCUAAUGCAUGACAUCUACAUCUAACAUGCAUCUAACUCAGAUGACAUUAUAAUAUGAACACCCCUACACACACACACACACACACAACCUUGCACCACCAUACUUAACAAAUAGCUGCAAAACCUGUUUGGAUGCAUGACAAAAAAAGUGAUUUAAUAUAUGACAUGAGGAAGAGGAACUUUUGAAGGAUGUAUACACUGCGUAUUAAUUACCACUUUAGUUCUGGAUAUCAAAACUGAUACAUUAACAAAGUCAAGCAGACAAAACAAUUUACCAGGAUUUGACUCUACAGCAGCUCUUUUUCUGGUACUUUCACAAUGUGAAAAACAGCCUGUCAGUUCAUCUGGAAUUGAGCAACAAAGAAGCUAACAAAGAUGUAGAUUUGUGUCAAACUCAAAAGGAGAGUGUUUUUUCUUCUAACAUUUGAUAGAAUUUGGCAUUUAGUUUUUGUGCAUAAUGCCAUAAAAAAGGGAUUUAACAAGAAAAUAGGGUUUCAGAAAAUUAGAUGAUUACUAAUAACAGUAAGACAUAACCAAGAGGAGAGAUAUCAAGAUUUGAAGGACUCUAAAAUUUUAUCUGAUAUACAGAAAUGAGGUAGAUAUUCAUUUUUCACUCUGUUUUUAGAGUGCUUUCAAAAUAGCUUGAUAGUCCUCUUUGUGCCACACAAAACUAGCACAGGAUCUCAAGCAAGACAGAAUUGUUCAGAAAUUCCAAAGUACCAGAGCUCUCUAGAGACAUAAGAGGUUGAAAUCAGUUAUUUCCAUACAGCUGUGGAGGACAGCAAGGCACAAACCCAAACUGAGUUGGGCACAAGCCAGCCAGGUUGGGUUUGUGCCCAGGCCCAAUCUCAAUCCCAGCCUCAGGCCCAUCUCAGGUUGGGCUUGUGCCUUGCUGUCCUCCACAGCUCCAAAACUUGUGAGAGGACACCACAAGGAAAGUCCUGCCCAAAGACACAAUGACUGAGAAGGACAGAGCAGCGGUCAAACCUGUGUUGUCCCUCCCACAGGUUAUAAGGCAAACUCAUACCUUCUGAGACACCAUUCCCCAAUCCCAAACAUUUCCUGAUUUAGAUCAAAUAUAUUUGUAUUUGUAUUGUAUAAGAUUUUAUUCAUUAUUUUUUUAAAUUCAAAAUUCAGCAAACAUUGUAAUAUUUGGUAGAAUUGCUGUGUAUACUAUACACAGGGUCAAAGCUAGAUUCUGUUUUGUUAGUAUGACAAGGAUGAGGCAGGAAGGUUAACAUGUACUUUACUUCACAUCACAUCACAACUUCCACAUAUAUAUUGGUUAAUAUGUUACACGUCAAGAUAACUGUACAUAACAUCUCCCCCUUUUGAGGAAGAGAAAAGGAAAUAAUCCGUCAUCAGUUGAGAUCAGAGCUUUGUGAUUAUCACAACUUUGUUGUUCUAUAUAUUUUUACUCUAUUUGCCCCAAGCUUUAAAUUUUUGGGUUGAUGUUUGAGAAGUCACUUUAAUAAUUCCGCAUAAUGUGCCCGAGUUCAGCCCAUCUUUCACAUCUUUGUGACAAGAAGAGGCUAACCUAAACAGUCACAGUAAUUUUUUGACUGGCUUUUAGUCGAGUAUUGAGAAAUGUAAAGUUCAACAUAGUGCUGGCACUAUUUUGGGAUGCUGUUCUCAGGCUUACAAGUUAAGCCUGAGAACUACUCAGCCAUUCUGAAUGGCUGAGUAUCACGAUACAUUUUGCUGGACAAUAAAUUGUCCCUGAAAUUAUUGCGUUAAAUGAUAUUAUCAUUUUGACACCAUUAACUAAUAAUAAUAAAGGCAAAUUUAUGCAAGCAUACCGACUCAAAGAUUUAAAAAACUUUGAUUCCUACAGAAUAUUUAACUGGAAAACAAAACAACAAUGAUUAAAAUGGAUUAUGAAGUCUCUAUUACUAAAAUUGGCUUAGACAGGGAAAACAGGCAAAAGGGGCAGUGAGUGCAAACUCAAAUGUUUAUCAAAAUAAUGCCGGUUGGAAUGGCAAAACACUUAGACACAGUUGGAUCAGAGAACAGAACAUGUCUCCAAAAAUAAGGCAUUUUUUCCAGAGCUCAUUUGUAAAAACUAUAUUCUCACUUUUCCUCAUCAGGUGGAUUUUCAGCCCAUGAAAGUCCACCUGAUGAUGGUAUAGAACUUGUUUUGUCUUCACAAGGUUUUGGCUUUUAUUCUGUGGUUGCAACACAUGUUCAUCUUUGGGACACAGAACCUCCUAUGAUGGUCGGGAUAUUACCAUGCUGUACUUGCAUUAAUGUUUGCUAAGAGAAAAAAUUCACUUCCAGGCACCUAGAUAUAAGUGAUGGAUAAACCAGACAAAGUGGGGUCCAGAAUUCUCAUAUUGUAUAUCUUGAAGAAUUUUUUUUAGAUUUUAUCAUAAUGCUACACAAGUAUGAUGUGCGCUUGAAGUGAUGUCAAUAUCCACAAGGUGAGAGGCAGAGUAACAGUUUUUCAGUCUGAACUCCUGACUCUGAAAGAGCAGUAAAAAAAAAACUUUUUUGAGAAUUUUUUUCUUUACUCUGGUGUUUAGCAAAUAAAAAUAAUUUUGGUAAAAAAGGAACUGUUUAGUGUGAUUUAACAACAUAAAUUAAAAGGGGGAAAUUGUUUAGCAUCUUUUUGAAUGUAAAUAUCUGGUUUCAACUGUAUAUUGAUUCCAGCUUGGCUGCAUCUUGGAACCAUCCCAGAACAAGUUGGGACAUCAAAGCUGCAAACAUUUGUCAGCUCGAUCAUGCCCUUCACCCACAGAGUGUAUUUAUAAACAGCAGCCAACCUCCGGAACCCCAAUCACCACCCUGAGGAUGACUCUCAUCCCUGCAAAGGACUCACAGGAUAUCUGGCUUUCUCUACUGAACAUUAUGCGUGUGACCCACAAAAAAUGUUCCACAAGGGACUUUCCUCAAGCCUGGAGCUUUCCUCUUCACACUCCUAAGUAUUGCAUUCCAGGGUAUGUUCUUUGGCAGUAUUUGUUCUUUUUUUUGUUUUUCUGAGUAAACAAAGUGUGCAUACCUCAACAAGUGCUACCCUUUCAUCAGAGUUGUGACUUUUUUGCAGGAACUUAUAUUAGUUUGUUUAUGUGCUGUAUAACUUGCUGCAUUGAAAUUACUACAACAAAUAGUCCAGGGACUGGAAAUUCCAUCUGAGGCGUUUUCAGAUUGUUCGAUAUCAGAAAAGCACUAUUUUGGUUCUUUUGGUGAUACCAUGUAAUAUCAGGAAAACAUGCAACAAUAUGGUGAAUGUUGCAAUAAUGAUGUGAUUUGCAAUGAAAAUACAACCAUUUGAAAUAUUACCAUUUUUUGUUCACAACAGUACUAGACCCCCAAAUAAUGGGUCCAUUCAGUCCAGUGGGUUAGGGUCUGAUUCUGGGAAAGAAAAGAAAAUCUAUUUCAAGGUUUGGAAAGGUUUUGGUUUCCAGUGAUUUCUGAGUUUUGGCAUCAGAAUGUAUCAUGAAUUACCUUCCCAACUCAUUACCUUUUAAAUCAUUUUCUGCUGCAACAAAUGUCACAAAAUACAUUACUGGAGUAGGGAGUCUGAAUGCAUGGUUAUUCAAUAAUUAGCUCAAUUUCAAGCAGUUCCUGACAGUAUGUGUAUUAUGUGAUAUAUAUUGUUCAGAUUGACUAGGUAGGCAUUAGGGAUGGUAUGUAAAAAUGCUAUGGUUCCAUGGUAUAUACAAAAAUGUAAAACAGAAGUAUGUAAUUUCAACCUUUUGACAAAAUAAGCACUCUCUGGUUUUUAUAUUCUACUAAGCUUACUUUCCUACAAUACUGGUUAAUUUCAGUUUUGGCUUUAAUUUACCUCAAAAUAUGCUAAACUAACUUACUACAGUGAAGAAUAUGAAUUGAAAUCAUUUUGGUGAGAGAUGAUGAGGAGACCAAACACACCUAGAAGUGUUCAGGUUGUGUCUGGUCUGAUAAGUGAACAGCAACCUCAAAAGAAGGUUUUAUUAUUUACUUUACACAGCAAUAUCUUUGUUUAUUAUUUAGCCAUAUAUUUACCCCAUGAUGAUACAAAUGCAUGAUUUGAAUUUUUUGCUUUUAUUAAUUAUUUGUGUCCUGCAAAUCACAUUAGUUCUCGCAGCUAGCUGUGUUCUUCAUCGACGCACGAGCCGAGUGAUCCACUGCUAAGAUAAAGCCAGACUUACAGUGGGUAUGGAAAGUAUUCAGACCCCUUUAAAUUUUUCACUCUUUCAUUGUAGUCAUUUUUCAUAUUAUUUCUCAUGAAUGUGCAAGUAAUUCAUGAGAAUUAUUUUUUUUUUUUCCAUUUUGACAGAAAAAAACAAAAAUUUAGAAAUUCUUUUUACAAAUGUAUUAAAAAACAAACAAACUGACAUAUCACACAGUCAUAAGUAUUCAGCCCCUUUGCUCUUAGACUUAUUUAGUAGAAGCACCCUUUGAGCUAGUACAGUCUUGAGUCUCCUUGGGAACAAUGCCACAAGCUUUUCACACCUGGAUUUGGGAAUCCUCUGCCAUUCUUCCUUGCAGUUCCUCUCCAGCUCCCUCCGGUUGGAUGGUGAACGUUGGUGGAGCCAUUUUCAGGUCUCUCCGGAGAUGUUUAGUUGGAUUUAGGUCAGGGCUCUGGCUGGGCCAGUCAAAAAUGGUCUCAGAGUUGUUCUGAAGCCACUCCUUUGUUAUUUUGGCUGUAUGCUUUGGGUCAUUGUCUUGUUGGAAGGUGAACCUUCGGCCAAGUCUGAGGUCCUCAGCAAUCUGGAAGAGGUUUUCUUUCAGGAUAUCUCUGUACUUGGUCGUAUUCGUCUUUCCUUCAAUUGCAACCAGUCGUCCUGUCCCUGCAGCUGAAAAGCAUCCCAUAGCAUGAUGCUGCCACCACCAUGUUUCACUGUUGGGAUUGUAUUGGGCAGGUGAUGAGCAGUGCCUUGUUUUCUCCACACAUACUGGUUAGAAUUAACGCCAGAAAGUUCAAUCUUCAUCUCAUCCAACCAGAGAGUCUUAUUUCUCAAAGUCUGGGAGUCUUUCAUGUGUUUUUUGGCAAACACUAUAAGAGCUUUUGAUGUGUCUUGCACUGAGGAGAUUCUCCCGUUGGGCCACUCAGCCAUAAAGCCCCGACUGGUGGAGGGCUGCGGUGAUAGUUGACUUUGUGGAACUUUCUCCCAUCUCUCUACUGCAUCUCUGGAGCUCAGCCACAGUGAUCUUUGCCUUCUUCUUUGCCUCUCUCAUUAAGGCUCUUUAGCUGGACGGUCAGAUUUAGGAAGCGUUCUGCUCAUCCCAACCUUCUUCCAUUGAAGGAUAAUGACAGCCACUGUGCUCUUAAGAAUCUUAGGAACAAGGCAUAGAAUUGUGUCUUUCAGAGCUCACUGGGCAGUUCCUUCCACCUCAUGAUUCUCAUUUGCUCUGACCUGCACUGUGAGCUGUGAGGUCUUACGUGUGCCUUUCCUAAUCAAGUCCAAUCAGUUUAAUUAAACACAUCUGGACUCCUUAGAAGGAGCAAAAUCUUGAGGAGGAUUGGAAGUAAUGGACAGCAUGCGAGUUAAAUAUGAGUGUAUCAAUACUUAUGGCCAUAUGUUAUGUCCAUAAUACCGUAACUGUAAAACAGUUUUUCUUUUUAGAUCAAUUUGAAUUUUUUUUUUAUCUGUCAAAAUGGGAUUAGUGUACAUUUAUGAGAAAUAAUAUCAACUUUUUGAUUUUAGCAAAUCGCUGCAAAGAAACAGAACAUUUUAAAGGGGUCUGAAUACUUUCCAUAACCAUUGUGUAUAGCACUUUUCAACCCUCAAAGGGCUCUCAAAGACGUUUUACAAUGAAAUCAGUCAAUCCCAUUCACACAAACAUUCACACGCUGAUGACAGAAAGCUACUGGAUUGUAACCAUGGCUGUCCUGAAGCAGUCUGACAGAAGUCAGGGUGCUAUUGUGCCAUCGGCCCUUCUGAUCAGCGCUAGCAGGCAAGGCGUUCAUUAGAAUGGUACAGUUUUUUAUUCUCAACAUAUGAAGCUUAUAAUAGAAAUUUGGUCACUAAUUAGUGACCAGAGUUAGUGGGGUCCACAAUUCUCAUCUUCCUGUUUGAGUUUCCUGAUGCAGGUCCUCAGACAUCAUAGUGUGUCUUAUGAAUCAGAAAACACAUUGCUGGGCAUUUUUACCAUCAACACUUGUGAAAGAUACUACUGGCUGACUGAGCAAUAGAUCAGUAAGACGCACCUUUUUGACUAACUGACUGCUGUAAAGGCAUCGAGUGUUGAGAGAUUUAAGAGAUAUAACAUGGGGAGUAAAACUAAAUUUAAACCUUCACACAUUUUGUCAGAAGCCACUUAAAAUGUGUCUUAAUAUUUGUGAAAAAAGGAACAGUACUUUAAACCUAUUGAGUGGUUUUUGUCCUCAAAGUCAUCACAAAGCUGAUGUGUUGUAACCAGAUUCUGAUAUGGUAAAAAUAGUUAGCUAUACAUUUAUAUAUUUGCAUAGCCAUAUUAUCUUUUGUGGUUAAUUUCAGUUUUUGUUGUAUUUUGUUUUAAAUUAUGCUGCUUGCCAGCUGAGCUAACUUAUUGACCAGCAGUGAACUAAACUGUAUUUUGUACUUGAAUGCUCAGUGUUUGCAUUUUUUUGUCCUUGCUGAUUGUGCUGGCUGAGUCCGAUGUUCACCUGUACGCAGUUUACAGGAGGAAUGUCAUUUUGUCCAAUACUGAGUGGUAUGUUUGAGGUUUCAGGAGGAUCGCAUCACAUUGUGACCUUGAGAACAUCAUUGAGUCUUUACUGAGACAUUCUGCUACGUAGAAACAUAAAUUGUCUUUUGCAGAUUGUGUAUCAUUUGAUCUCAAGUUUUUCUCAUGGUCAUAAUCUGGUAUGACAAAAGGAUAAAAUAAAGGUAAAAAUUAACUUAUGCAUACCAUUUAUUAAAACUGUGAACUUGCACCUCCAAAUUGUUGGAGUUUCAAAACAAAAACUGAAAUUAAUGUUACAUGUUUUAUUGUUAUUGUUGGUCAUAGCUACUAAUUACUAAUAAACAGAAACAUAAAGAGACUAAUAGUAACUAUCAAGCAUUUAAACAGAUAACAUAUUUUGCUGUAUAGCAUAUGUAGAAAUUGUUGAAGAAAUUAAAUGUUACUGAACAUUUUAAAUGUCUAUAAGAUGCUUUGCCAUGUUUGCAGUGCUGCCUGUUUAUUUUUUAAGUUACUUUAGCACAGCUUCCAUAAUGAACUCUUCUUCAGUUUUUCCUGUUUAUUGCUGCUUAUGCAAAUUACAACCAAACAACAAACUUUUUACCUUUGUACCAGAGAAUGUCAUAAAGGUUCUUGGACAUACUUGCCCUAUUACAGAGAGUUUUAAAUUUUUGACUCCAGCUCACUGUUACAAAUGGCAGCCAUUAUUCUUAAAGUGACGGCUAAAGGGGAUGGGCUGAGUCUGUCUGCAGUGUUAUUGUGUGAAAGUGUGAUGACUUGGGUUGCUUGCUAAGCAGCUUAGUUUAUAGUAUGAUGUGAAUAAAUAUCUUUAAAAAAUAAUUUUUAAAUAUAUAAAAUGAUUUAACAAUCAUUGAAUAUUGAUUAUUUGACAACCCUAUGUGUAUCUAUACAUAUACAAUAGAAGAAAAACAAUAGAAGACAAAAGUCUUCUAUUGUUUUUCAGCCUAUUUCCUAAAAACUAUUUAUUUGUGUGACCUCAGACCUGCUUUCUUGUAAAAAUCCAAUAUUAUCUUUUUAUUCUGCUUAAGUUGCGUAUUAGUUUGUUUGUUGAAAUUAAUUUGGUUGUUUGGUAAAAUACAUCAAUGUAUGUGUUGUCUGAGAAUGAGUUUUCUUGAUAGAAAAACAAAAUGGUAAACAGUUCUUCCUGGUUACUCCUAUAUUUAAAAACAUAGAAAAAGGCUUGAUCGUUUUGACUUGAUAACACCAGAGAAGAACAAUGGUUUGAUAUUAUACUGCUGUUUUUUUAGUUUUCUUGUAGAUUUUUUUGACCAACCUGCUUCAGAAAAAAAAACAUUUUAGGGUUAAAGCAAAAAUUCCAGUAUUCUUAAUUUUUCCAGCUAUUAUGCUAACAUUAUGUCAGUACCUAUAAAUAUUAGUGCCCUCUGUGUACUACUAUCAUUAUUCUAUCAUUCUAUCAUUACUGUGCCGUUCUUUCCUUUGUUCCUACAUUGUUUUAUCAUCAAAAACCAUAAUAUAAACCAUUAUAUUUGAUAUAAAUAUAAAAGUUUGCAGUGCUGCCUGUUUAUUUUUCAGUUUCAGUUAUAUAUUUUAUUAUAUAACAUAUAAUAAAAUAUAAUGGUUUUAUAUUUAUGUAUUUGUGAUUGUUUUUUUUAAGUGGGGGUGUGCUUGUGUGUGUGUGUUGUACACACAUUCAGGUGUUUUCAGGUGUUGUGUUUACUUCAAAUUCUUGCAGACCCUCCACACCAUAACAAUGACUUUUGGAAUCUACUAAAACUUUACUACACUUAAAUAUCCACACAUUCAAAAAAAUUGCAAUAAGAU